CGUCAUCAAUUGUGCGCCUGGCGGGAAUCUGCUCAGCUUCGGAUUUUUGGAGUUGUUUUAAGUUGAAACCCUUCAGAAAAAUUUAUUUUAUAGAGAAAGCAUGCAGGCUUUUCUGAAAGGAUCUACACAAAGUGUUAAACUGCAGAAGGACAAAGCCACAGCUUCGAGCAGUGGAGAGAAUAAGAGACAGAAACCAGUGCCAUGGGUGGAGAAAUACAGACCCAAGUGUGUGGAUGAAGUUGCUUUUCAAGAGGAGGUCGUUGCAGUCUUGAAGAAAUCGCUAGAGGGCGCUGAUCUUCCAAAUCUUCUGUUUUAUGGUCCACCUGGAACAGGAAAGACCUCCACUAUUCUUGCUGCUGCCAGAGAGCUUUACGGCCCAGAGCUUUACCGACAGAGAGUGCUGGAGCUGAAUGCCUCAGAUGAGCGAGGGAUUCAGGUGAUCCGGGAAAAAGUGAAGAAUUUCGCUCAGCUCACGGUGGCUGGGACGCGGCCAGAUGGGAAAUCAUGUCCUCCGUUUAAAAUCAUAAUUCUGGACGAGGCGGAUUCCAUGACCGGUGCAGCCCAGGCAGCUCUCAGGCGCACCAUGGAGAAAGAGUCGCGCACAACCCGCUUCUGCCUCAUCUGCAACUACGUCAGCAGAAUCAUCGAGCCUUUGACGUCCCGCUGCUCCAAAUUCCGCUUCAAACCCCUCGCCAACGAGAUUCAGCAGGAGCGUCUGGUGGAAAUCUGUGAGAAGGAGAAUCUCAAAUACAGCAAAGAGGGGAUUGAUGCGCUGGUCCAAGUGUCAGAGGGAGAUCUGCGGAAAGCUAUCACGCUCCUGCAGAGCGCAGCCAGACUCGGUGGAAAGAGAGAGAUCACGGAGAGCAUCGUUGUAGAGAUCGCGGGGGUGGUUCCAUCAAAUGUGAUUGAAAAUCUGCUUCAAACCUGCUACAAAGGCAACUUUGAGAAGUUAGAGAUUGCUGUGAAGAACAUGAUUGAUGAAGGUUACGCUGCUACACAGAUCCUCAGCCAGGUCCAUGAUGUUGUUAUUGAGGAGAAACUGGGUGAUAAACAGAAGUCUGUCAUCGCUGAAAAGAUGGCUGUUGUUGAUAAGUGCUUGGCUGAUGGAGCUGAUGAAUACUUGCAGCUGCUGAACCUCUGCUCCGUGAUCAUGCAGCAGGCCACACAGAGCACCUGAACUCACCCCAGACCUUCAAUACGUUCUCUCUCUCUCACAAAUUUGAUUCAUUUUGUACAUUUAAAUUGUAAUAAAAAGGCUCUCUUACUUUC
Molecule: messenger RNA, 1269 nt
Organism: Neoarius graeffei (lesser salmon catfish)
Lineage: Eukaryota; Metazoa; Chordata; Actinopteri; Siluriformes; Ariidae
Gene: rfc4
Product: replication factor C (activator 1) 4
Exons: 11
Coding region: 101-1177 (358 amino acids)
Biological process (GO): DNA repair; DNA-templated DNA replication
Cellular component (GO): DNA replication factor C complex; nucleus
Molecular function (GO): ATP binding; ATP hydrolysis activity; DNA binding
Source: RefSeq, a predicted model, not a curated record